Messenger RNA from Melozone crissalis (California towhee), 1945 nucleotides. RefSeq names its product SH3 domain binding glutamate rich protein like 2 (gene SH3BGRL2). NCBI's taxonomy places the organism in Eukaryota, Metazoa, Chordata, Aves, Passeriformes, Passerellidae. The record is from RefSeq and is a predicted model, not a curated record. Gene Ontology annotation, cellular component: cytoplasm. Bases 157 to 483 code for a protein of 108 amino acids. The transcript is spliced from 4 exons.
GGUGCCUCUGCUGCGGGCGGUGGCCUCGCUCGGGGGCGGCGGCGAGGUGGAGCUGGGCGGCCCCGGCCCCGUCCCCGUCCCGUGCCGGGGAGCGGCUCCUCGCAGCCUCGCUGCCCCGUCCCGAGCGCUCCUGUGGCCGCGGCUCAUGAGGUGAAGAUGGUGAUCCGCGUCUUCGUCGCCUCCUCCUCGGGCUCGGUGGCGAUAAAGAAGAGGCAGCAGGAUGUGGUGAGGUUUCUGGAAGCCAACCGCAUAGAGUUCGAAGAAGUGGAUAUCACCAUGUCCGAGGAGAAGAGACAAUGGAUGUAUAAAAAUAUUCCUGAGGACAGGCAGCCUGCACAAGGCAAUCCACUGCCACCGCAGAUAUUCAGUGAUGAUCGGUACUGUGGGGAUUAUGAUGGCUUUUUUGAAUCAAAGGAGAGCAACACUGUAUUCUCCUUUCUUGGACUGAAACCUACUUUGGCAUCAAAGGAGUCAGAACCCUAGAAAGCCCAUAUGAAGUACCAACAAGCACAUUCCUGAAUGAGUGACUAUCCUUCAGCACAUAACAGCUUCCCUAAUGGAUCACUGUGAUAGAGCAAACAUGUGUCAGUAGUAGUAGUCUGCUUGCCAUGAGAUGGUGCUCUCCAGUAAUGUGGAGCUAAUAACAUGCACAUGAAAUAGGAUUAAGGCUGGGCUACUCAUCUUCCUUUGUAAAAAUGCUCACUGUUGAUGUUUCACUUUUGUCUUUUGGUUGCUUUUGCAACUGACCCUGAUAUUCUAACAGGCACGUGUGUUUGAGAAUAAGGAGUGAAAGUGUAGGGCUUGUAUCAUUCAUGGGUAUUCUUAUACAGUCACAUUCCUUACCUUUUUAAAUUCCUCCCACUACUGUGGUUCAAAUGAAUAGUUAAAGUGCUGCUGGUUAUGAUGUUUGUGCUGGCUAUGAUCCAGAAGGUAAAAAGCAUCAAUCUUGAGCUCUCAGUCUAAGCCAAUAACUGCCAUAUUUUUGCUCUACAUUUAUUUAUUUAUUGCAAUGUUUAUUCUAGAUCAUGGUUAUUUUAAGAGACAUGGGCUGCUAAUCUUGGUAAUGAAGACUUGAUUUGUCUAAUGAUGCACAUUGCAACUGACUGUUUAAAACAAGUUGCUAUCAUGAAGGAGGUGCCAAAGUGAAAUAUUUUGACAUGUUUCCAAAUGCAGGUGAAAUGUUCAGUAAAUGUUUCCUUGGUGGAAAUACUGGGGAGUUCAGAAGAAUUAAAGGGGUCUUACAGCUAAUGAUACUAUGAAGUUAUCUCUUAAAUGAGGAAGUUUUAACACCCAAGGCUGGAGCUCUAUAGUUGGACUGUCUUAAAAUGAAAUUUUGCCAAAACUUCAGUUUACCUUCAAUAACACACAGCUCCACCACAAGCCACAUGAGAGUCAAGGGGGUACUUUGAGAGCCAGGUUUCAGUUCCAUGAUGGUUAAACACUCCACCAUGGUCCAAGAGCAUGCCUAACUUGCCUGGCUUGUCCUGGUUUUAAAUCCCCAGAUGUGGUGAUGUGGAGGUGCCUGGAAGACAGUGAGAAAGCUGAGUGUGUGCUUUGCCAAAUGAGGCCAGAGAGGUUGUUCAGCUGAGGAAUAAGUAAAGGAAAUGGAGAUUAUUCCAGUGGGACUGCACUGAUGCACAUAGCAGAACUUAGGCCCAUGACUUGCCAAUAAUUAUUACAAAAUGCAUUCUAGACAGAAGUAAAAUUGCAUCAUGCAUUUUGAAUCAAAUCUGAUACAUAAAUAACAGCUGUGUUGUGAUGUGGCUUUUCCUACAGUGAUUUCAUACUGGCAAGGUGGUGCCACCACAGUGAAUGUCCUUGUGUCUUCGGGUAAAUGGGACACAGCCACUACGUAGAAAGGCUACUUUGCAAUCACAGCAUCCCUCAGACUGUGUGGUUUGAAGGAAGCCAGACUUGUAAAAAGUGUCAGAAAGCAGCACUACCA